Molecule: messenger RNA, 1494 nt
Organism: Cladophialophora bantiana CBS 173.52
Lineage: Eukaryota; Fungi; Ascomycota; Eurotiomycetes; Chaetothyriales; Herpotrichiellaceae
Exons: 2
Coding region: 1-1494 (497 amino acids)
Biological process (GO): DNA damage response
Cellular component (GO): nucleus; cytoplasm
Molecular function (GO): phosphatase activity
Source: RefSeq, a predicted model, not a curated record
AUGGAGUACGAUCCCAAAGUGCCGACGUACCAGACGUCGGACCCUACAUCCUUUGCACACAAGUCUGCCCGGGAGCGCUGGCCGGCCAUAAUCACAGGCGCCAUCGACGACGUUCACCGGACCGUCGCCAAGCUCCCAGAUUCGGACAAGGAUGCCCUAGCAGAGGGCAAAUCCAUCAUCUCGUCGCUGGGGUCCCUGAAGUACGAGCUACAACAUAAUCGGACAUUAUCCCCGAUCCCGGACGACGGGUUCCCGGACAUCGAGGGAUACAAUCUGGAGCUGGCGGCGCAGGGGCCUCCGACGUGGCACAACGUCGAGUGGCUGUUCUCCGAGUGCUACCUGUACCGCAGACUGGCGACGCUGUUCUCGACGGCCAAGACCACGUUCUGGCGCAACUACGAUCCGUUCUACCGGCAGAAGAUGGAGACGUUCAAGUCGUCGCGCCCCGCGGUGCUGGAGCUCGCGGCCGAAUACCGCGGGAUUAUCACGCAGAUCCGCGCGUCCAAGGCCCAUGCGCCGGUUGCGUUGGACGUGACGGACGAGAGGGCGAUCGAGGAGGCUGAGAAGCUGCUGUUCGUCGAGAUGGCAGAGAUCUGCCUCUGGGGCAACGCCACCGACCUCAGUCUCCUGACGAGUUUGACGUACGAUGACAUCCAGAAGCUGCAGGGCAGCAGCGCGCGCAAAGAGUCGGAGAAGAACAUCCUGGUCAACGACCUGCAGCGGGCGUUCCAGGUGUUGAACGCCGCGCACCGGGAAGGCAAGCAACGGAGGCGGGUGGACAUCGUGCUGGACAAUGCGGGCUUCGAGUUGUUGGUCGACCUGGUGCUCGCGGGCUACUUGCUCGCCACGGGCCUGGCGACCGAGGUCGUCAUGCAUCCCAAGGACAUUCCGUGGUUCGUGAGCGACGUCAUCCCCAAGGACUUCCAGGCCUUGCUCCAGGCCAUGGCGGACCCGAGGGCCUUCUACGAGAGCCGGGACCACGCGGCCGGCGAUCAGGGAGCCAACAACGACACAACAACAAAAACGACGCCGCCGGCACCGCUGUCGGACGACGAGGAAGCGGCCAUCAAAUUCCUCUUCGACGACUGGAGUCAUCUGCACAGCGAGGGCAAGCUGAUCCUCCGACCGAACCGGUUCUGGACGCACGCGGGCGGCUUUUGGCGCAUGCCGCACGUCGCACCGGGGCUGAUGGAGGACUUGAAGGAGAGCGAACUGGUUGUUUUCAAGGGAGAUUUGAAUUAUAGGAAGUUGACGGGGGAUGCUACGUGGCCCGCCACCACGCCCUUCACGGAAGCAAUCGGCCCGCUCGGUCCAUCUUCAGGCAUCAGGGUGCUGGCGCUGCGGACCUGCAAGGCAGACGUCGUGGUUGGGUUGCCCGAAGGUAAAGACGAAGAGAUACGGGCGAUGAAAGGCGGUGGCGGUGAUUCGGGAGCCAGGAUGUGGGCGUGGAGCGGGAAGUGGGCUGUCGUGCAGUUCUCCGAUGGCAAGGCUUGA